AUGGCUUCUCGUCUCUUCACCGCCGGCGUCUUUGCCGCUUCCGUCUCUCAAGUCCUGGCUUCUUGCGCUUACGGCACUCAUCUGGAUCCCCGCGCCGAGGGUGGAAAGGUCAAGGUCAACACCUUUGCUUACUCCGGAACCAAUGGCCCCCUGAACUGGGUUGCUCUUGACGCUACUGCCAACGCCCUCUGCGCCACCGGAAAGACUCAGUCCCCCAUCGACAUGGUUGCCGGUGCCUUCAACACCCUCCCCGGCAGCUCCAUCAACCUGCAGAUCCCCAACAUGGAGGAGACCGAGUUUGAGAACCUGGGAACCACCGUCGAGGUCAUCGCCAAGGGAGGCUCUAUGCAAGUUGGCGGCUCCAACUUCACCCUCCAGCAGUUCCACUUCCACCUGCCUAGCGAGCAUCUCGAUGCCGGAAGGAGUAUGGCCAUGGAGAUGCACAUGGUUUUCGAGGGAGCCAACCAGGAAAUCGCCGUCAUUGGCACCUACAUCGAUGUUGAGCAGGGCGCUGCUGCCGCUGCCCCCGUUACCGAGGCCCCCGCCGCUGAGGCCGCUAAGAACAAGACGACUGCCGCCGAGCGCCGCAGCAAGAUGUCCCGCCGCGCCUCUCUCGACGCCGCCAAGGGUGCCGAGGGUGCUAAGACUAUCCCCAGCAUGACUCUUAACCCCGUCAAGGCUGAGGCUGCCUCGUCCAACCUUCUCGCUACCGUCUUCUCUUCUCUGGAUGCCAUCAAGGAGCCUGGCACAGUCACCAAGACUGGCGCCCUCGACAUGCAGGAGGUCGUCACCCUUCUCAGCGCUGGCCAGUUCCAGAGCUACAUGGGCUCUCUUACCACCCCUCCCUGCUCCGAGGGUGUCCAGUGGCUCGUCUCUACUCAGCGCCUCAUGGUCCAGCCCCAGACCUUCAACGCCGUCCGUGAUGUCAUUGGCUUCAACGCGCGCUUCCCACAGAACACCCUCGGCCAGGACAACAUCCUUCAGGUCGCCCAGAAGACUGUUGCCAGUGUCAACGCCGCUGCGCCUGCUGCUGCUCCUGUCGCAGCCGCCCCUGCCGCUCCCGCUGCCGAGGCCGCUGCCCCUGCCGCCCACGCAUAA
Molecule: messenger RNA, 1098 nt
Organism: Colletotrichum chrysophilum
Lineage: Eukaryota; Fungi; Ascomycota; Sordariomycetes; Glomerellales; Glomerellaceae
Exons: 3
Coding region: 1-1098 (365 amino acids)
Molecular function (GO): zinc ion binding; carbonate dehydratase activity
Source: RefSeq, a predicted model, not a curated record